Megalopta genalis is the source of this 1679-nucleotide messenger RNA. Its product is annotated as nuclear receptor-binding factor 2. The record is from RefSeq and is a predicted model, not a curated record. NCBI's taxonomy places the organism in Eukaryota, Metazoa, Arthropoda, Insecta, Hymenoptera, Halictidae. Gene Ontology annotation, biological process: autophagy.
UUGUACAUGUUUUUAAGUCACUUCUGAGAUCAUAUCCAAGAAUGUUUAUAAACAACACAUUAAAAUACUGAUAACUGAAUAUUUUUAUCAAAGAAAUUCAGUGAGUUUUCUCUUAUUUAAAUCAGGAAUCUUAAAAUAAUACGAUCGACGAUUAAUGAUUUCGUAGCUCGAUCGGUACAUUCGACGGAAGUUUACCUCGAUGUACGAUCGCAGAAAAUAACCCACAUGUUGCCUCUCUGUUUUCGUUCUGCCAUUCGAUCAGCUGAUCAGCCAUGGAGACUUCAAUCUUGAACGCGGCACACGAAAGGCAACGAAGAGCAGAAGCGUUAUUGCAAGCGGGACGGUUCGAGGAGGCAGCCAAGUGCCACGAAACAGUAGCCAGUCUCCUGGGGGAAGCGCACGCCAGACUCGAGUCAACCUACUUACGCUUCAGGACCUCCACAUUAUCUAAUCAAACUCCUCCAACUGUGAUUAACUCAUUCCAUUCCUUAGUCACUUUAGAAUCUCUGAAAUUACAACAAGAUUACCAUAAAAGGCAGGCUGCCAUAGUUAGAAUAAAACAAGCUCAGUACGAAGAAUACAAAGCUACGCUGGAGAAUCAGCAGAGAGAGAUCAACAAGCAGGCAUCCAAGAAGUUGGAGGAAGAGGCAUCCAACGUACCUACGGAUAAAUGCGACGGAUCUCUGCGCCAGGCCAUAUACAGGACCAUCGAAGAGCAGGACAGCCUGCUGACUUUGAUCUCAUUACCAGAUGACGAAGGGGAGGGUUUUAAGUACCCGAAAGACGCUAUCACGAUCAUCGAGGAGCUGAAAACCGUUAAUUACCAAUUACGCUGUCUGGUUGGAAGUUUGCUGAGUCAGUUGGAAACCAAAGAGGAGGAGGUCCGGCAACUGACCGAGCAACUGAAGACCGUGUCCGUCAAUCCCAACGACGACGCCAGAUUAGAUAAUGCACAUUCGAUGCGCCUCGCGCCUCUGCCGCCGCUGACACCUCUCGAGAUGCCCCUUUUCGACUUCACGUCGACGUAAAACGUUGCGCAACCGUAUCGCUCGGUUUCUUUUCCUUCCCUUAUUUAAUCGAAUCUUCCAUGACACCCGUGAACAGGAUACUGUAAAAAGAAUGAGUCGAAUCAGGAUUCGCACAAAUAGUACAAAAGCGAACGUCGCCAUGGUGUUCGGUCCCUAGGCACAGUAUGUAUACUCAAAGUUCAAGUGUACAACAAUCAAAGUUUCGGGUCGUACAAUGGCAGGAUCUUAUCUCUUAUCGAUUACGAAGACAUAGUACUUAUGUUCGCCCGUUGUUUGAUGCUAUUCGGAGGGAUCAAAAUACAUAUCAUCUGUAGGUACCGUUUAGGCAGUCGGUGCGCACCCUAUUUCGCAAAGUUCUACGUCUACGAGUACCAUAGAAAAAUGACACGGCUUCCCGCGGAUCGACAUACUGCCACGCGAAUUUAGGCAGAUCAUGAUAAUAGGAUAUAAGUAACAAAUCUCCACCGUCGCGCGAUAAAGCGUCGGUGUUUCUGCGUGUGUGUGUAUAACCGUUUGUCAAUCGUCACUUACGUGUUGUGUGAACUACUCGUUGCUUGAUCUGUUUUAAUGUUACCGUCAAAUACGUGUGAGAUCUUUGGAAUACUUUAUUAUAUACUAUGUAUUGUUGCUCAAUAAAUCAUCCAACCGAAA